AUGGAACGCCCUCACCUCCCGUCCCCCCGCGCCUCGCGCGGCCCCCUGCCUCGYGCUCCAGACAGAGCGAAUCGAACUCCGGCGCAUCGAUGUGCCCUGCUGAGCGCCUCCUGCGAUGAGUUUCCGGCCUCUGCAGCCUCCCGGCCUAGGGCUCGGGGCGAGUCCAGGAGCAUUAGAGACCCCGAGGCGCGGCUCCCCGCGGCAGGCGGCGGGCCGGGCUGGCUGGAGCCCCUGGAUGAGGUGGACGGCGCCGCGGAGCGGUGGCGGCAGCUGGCCCGGCGCCUGCGGCACGACCUGUCCAGCGUCAUCCUCAUGGCGGAAGGCGAUCUCCAGGUGCUUAUUGAUGUACCGCCUUCAGAGCUGGCAGAGGARCUUGAGCAAAGCCAGACCCAGGUCCAGGCUUUGCAGGACACCCUGCAGCAGGUGCUGGACAGGCGAGAAGAAGAACGCCAGUCAAGGCAGCUCCUGGAACUCUACCUGCAGGCCUUGAAGAAGGAGGAGAGUAUCCUCAGCAAAGCAGCAGAGUCUGGGGCUGAACCAAGAGAGGAGAUGGAUGUGGUUGACACAGGUACCAGCAGUACAGGCGUUUUGGCCAAAACAGCACUCAGUGACCAGACCCUUGCCAUCCUGAAAGGGAAACCUGCGCCAGAACUCUGCUUGGACAGUCAAGACUUAGAGCUGGUUGUCAAAGAAGACACAGAAGCCCUGGCCUCGGCUCUAAGCUGGGACAAGCAGAAAGCUGAAGCUCUGCAGCAAGCCUGUGACCAGGAGCUCUCUAAGCGACUACAACAAGUGCAGACUCUGCAUUCCCUGAGGAGCAUCUCAAAGGGCAAGAAAACACUCCCUUGGGGAGACUGGCCCAGUUCAAAACGCAAAAAAUAACUCUGCRUAGCACUGCCUCGUGUGUCAAGGAAAUACAGGUCCUGUUUGCGUUAGGACCAACACAAGCAAGUUAUGUCCUGGGAACCAGUUUGCUGGUCAUACUGUAGUCUGGCUCUAGACCACUAAAAUCUGGAUAUUGUCCUGAGGCUUAAACUCUUAUGACGACUCAAAUCAUGUGUAACCAAAGGGCUUCUCACGUUUUGCAGAACGCUGGAACAAUGGUAUUGCUAAGCAUAGCAUGCCAGUGUUCAGCUCUGAAUACCAGGCUGUGAGCCAGAAACUUCCCUCUGAUAAUACUGGAUCUACCCGCUGAAGCCUCAGGCAAUUUGCCUCUYGUCUUCCUUCCUUUACAAUGAAAUGAUGGGGAAAUAUUUACCUUACCUCACAGGGACACUGAGGCACAGUUAACUAGAAAGAAGGUGUCUUCAGGAUUCCUUGCUGAACAUAUGCACCACUCAUCCUUUGGUAGGGCCUGUGACUGGGUCUACUUAAACCCUCAGCGGUUGGUGG
This is a messenger RNA of Nothoprocta perdicaria, 1392 nucleotides long. RefSeq names its product DNA fragmentation factor subunit alpha (gene DFFA). The transcript is spliced from 5 exons. The record is from RefSeq and is a predicted model, not a curated record. Gene Ontology annotation, biological process: regulation of apoptotic process. NCBI's taxonomy places the organism in Eukaryota, Metazoa, Chordata, Aves, Tinamiformes, Tinamidae. The coding region runs from base 1 to 882 and encodes 293 amino acids.